AUGGAUGAACUGGGGAUGUUGGAGAGAUCUCCAGCUGUUUUUCCAGAUGCUAUGUUUCAUUCUGAGGAGGAUAGACAUGCCUGGGAAUAUUAUGUGAGGCUGGUAUCCUCGAAUGUACCGGCGCUGGAUGGCCCUGAUAAUCCAUACCGGCAGCUAUCAUUCACGGCGUUGACCUCGCCAAUUCUACUCGAGACUAUUGUCUGCAUCGCGACAGAGCAUAUGCUCAACUUUGGUCUCGGAAACGUGUCAACCGCAGCACAGCGCCAGCAACGAAUGCUCAGAACCAUUGGAGAGAGCCUCCACGGUAUAGAUGCAGCCGGGCUCCAUGAAACAGGCCCUGCAGCAAGCAAUAUCGAUCACGAGGCACUUCUCACGGCAGUCGUCCUACAAGGGGUUGUGGUGGCCCAAUCGGCCGACGGGGUCCUAGAACCACACGUCAAAUGCGCAUCAUUCCUCAUGCAAACCCUGGAUCACUUCUGCCAGGUCCCAUACAGCACGCUUGCACGCAUGGCAGUGCAACGAUUCGGCAUGGUAGACGUGAUGCUAGCCAUUUCCCGGCAACGACGACCCUACGCCCCGCGCAACUUUGUACUCCACCAGCCAGAUCCGGAGCGAUGGGACAACUCGACGCCCUCAUUCCGCAAAAUGACCGGCUGUCCCCAACCGCUUUUGUGCUUCCUUGCGCGCAUCUCGCAUCUGGCGUGCGAUGUGGAAGAGCGGCUGGAGCAGGCUGUGUCCUUUAGCGACAUCCUUGCACAGGCUUAUCAGCUCGAAAGUGACCUUCGGUCUUGGGGCUCUGAGUUUACAGGUACAGGGACUAUUCCAGAUGGUUUCGUGCGCCCGCCAUUAGAUAUUCUCACCGAGUGUUUUUACUGGACUGCACAUCUGUUACUGGCACGUCGCGUAUUUCGCGAUUCGACCCGCAGUCCCCGGGUACAACAUCUGAUGCACACGUGCUUCCGGCUCAUGGAUCAAUUGUCUACUGGGUGUGGACCGGAUUCGUCUCUGCCGCAGCCGUUCUAUCUUGCUGCUCGGGAAGCUGUUACUCUCGAGGAUCGCGCGUGGGUACGGCAGAAGCAUGAGUCAAUGACGGACUACUAUCGUGAGCAGCAGAGGAAUCUGGCAAUGCAUCUAACCCAGCGAGUGUGGGAUAUCAUCGAUGAGGCACAUGUUACAAAUUCUAUCGGGUUGCAGCCAGUCACUGCGGUAUCGAAUGGAGACGAGACGAUUAGGGCUAUGGACCAGCAAAGUUGUCUAUUCAUUUUUUGA
Molecule: messenger RNA, 1269 nt
Organism: Penicillium atrosanguineum
Lineage: Eukaryota; Fungi; Ascomycota; Eurotiomycetes; Eurotiales; Aspergillaceae
Exons: 2
Coding region: 1-1269 (422 amino acids)
Biological process (GO): positive regulation of transcription by RNA polymerase II
Cellular component (GO): nucleus
Molecular function (GO): DNA-binding transcription factor activity; transcription cis-regulatory region binding
Source: RefSeq, a predicted model, not a curated record